Apiotrichum porosum is the source of this 606-nucleotide messenger RNA. RefSeq lists its product as uncharacterized. The transcript is spliced from 3 exons. NCBI's taxonomy places the organism in Eukaryota, Fungi, Basidiomycota, Tremellomycetes, Trichosporonales, Trichosporonaceae. The record is from RefSeq and is a predicted model, not a curated record. The coding region runs from base 1 to 606 and encodes 201 amino acids.
AUGGUCUCGCCGUCAAAGCUCAAGGCCCGGGGCCUGGCGCGGAUUUCCUUUGCGCCGGGAUCCAAGGACAAGGAUACCGACAGCACCGCCGGGUCCCCGCGCCAGGCCAACUUUCGCGCUCGCACCCCCAUGCCCGCAGGCGAUACCACACACGCCGCAUCUGGCUCAAUCUCGUCUCCGGCCACCGGUCCCAGCGCGCCGAACGCGCCCGGCCAGCUGGGCGCGCACACGCGGCCCGUGUCUGCUCCCAACUCGGACCACGACAACGGACCCACCCCAGCGAGCCCUCGUACCAUGCGCACGGCGCAGGCCACUGGCGACGGUCAUGCCAGCGCUGUGCCCCACACGGACGAGGCGCAGUGGGAGGCGCAGCGGCGCAAGGUCGAGGAGGCGUGGGCCGGGGCAGACGUCGUCGGUGAAGACGUGGGCGCGGCGUCGGGGCCUCCGUCGCCGUAUCGUCGUACAUCCAUGUCUGAGUCACGCGAGCGCAACAACACCUUGACCUCGAUGGGCGGCUCUGUGUCUGCUGUCUCCGAACCGGAGCGCGAGCUUGAGCACUGCAAUCUCGGCCACCAUGCGAGCGGAAACGGCACGGGCGGGAGUUGA